Oncorhynchus keta (chum salmon) is the source of this 4617-nucleotide messenger RNA. RefSeq lists its product as uncharacterized. The transcript has 4 exons. Bases 3102 to 4514 code for a protein of 470 amino acids. The record is from RefSeq and is a predicted model, not a curated record. NCBI's taxonomy places the organism in Eukaryota, Metazoa, Chordata, Actinopteri, Salmoniformes, Salmonidae.
UGACAAAAGAACGUUGAACAAUCUGCUGUUCUAGAACUUCACCUGCAAAGACUGAAGCUGAAGGCCUGUAGAAUCCAGGAUCUUCUCUGGAAGUAGAACAUCUCCACUGUUCUGGAUUCUCUUUGUUAAGUCACAUCCUCGUUCUUCCAGGAAAUGCAGGUGCAGUAGAGAGAGAUGCACCCAAGGAGCCAUCAUCUUGAUGGGCAUGGAGAUGGAUGGAUUGUCUCCAUAGUGCCCUGUGCUUUGUUUACAUCGGGAGUGAUGGACUUUCCACAGUACAGAGGCCAGUCUGGUUCAGCCUCUAUGAAUAGCAUUAACAUAUACACGGACACAGUGACUGAGUUCAUCAGGAAGUGUAUAGUGGAUGUUGUGCACACUGUGACUAUGAAAACCUACCCAAACAGAAAACUAUGGAUAAAUGGCAGCAUUCGCGCAAAACUGAAAGCAAAACCACUGCAUUUAACCACGGCAAGGUGACUGGGAAAAAAAUACAAACAUUGCAUUUAUGUCGUCUGUAAGGCAAUCAAACAGGCAAACGUCAGUACAGAGACAAAGUGGUGUCGCAAUUCAACAGCUCAGACACAAGACUUACGUGGCAGGGACUACAGACAAUCACGGAUUACAAAGGGAAAACCAGCCACGUCGCAGAGACCGACGUCUUGUUCUCGGACAAGCUAAACCUUCUUCACCAGCUUCACCAAAGUAGCCUGCUCCCGAGGACUGUGGGUUCUCGUUGUCCGUGGCCAACGUGAGUAAGACAUUUAAGCAUGUUAACCCUCGCAUGGCCGCGUCCCCAGAGCAUGCGCAGGCCAACUAGCUGGAGUGUUACCGGACAUAUUCAAUCUCUCCUUAUCCCAUUCUGCAGUCCCCACUUUCUUCAUGAUUUCCACCAUUGUUCCUGUACCCAGGGAAGCAAAGCUAAUUGAACUAAAUGACCAUCAUCCCGUAGCACUCACUUCUGUCAUCAUGAAGAUCAUAUGAUCUCUAUCUUACCUGACAGCAUAGACCCACUUCAAUUUGCAUACCGCCCAAAUAGAUCCACAGACGACGCAAUCACCAUCGUACUGCACACUGCCCUACCCAAUCUGGACAAGAGGAAUAACUAUGUAAGAAUGCUGUUCAUUGACUACAGCUCAGCCUAAAACACCAUAGUAACCUUAAAGCUCAUCAUUAAGCUUGGGGCCCUGGUUCUGAACCCCGCCCUGUGCAACUGGGUCCUGGACUUCCUGACGGGCUGCCCCCAGGUGGUGAAGGUAAGAAACAACACCUCUAUUAUGGUGAUCCUCAACACAGGGGCCCCACAAUGAUGCAUGCUUUGCCCUCUCCUGUACUUCCUGUUCACCCAUGACUGCGUAGCCAUGCACACCUCCAACACAAUCAUCAACUUUGCAGACAACACAACAGUAGUUGGCCUGAUUACCAACAAUGACAACACAGCCUACAGGGAGGAGGUGAGGGAACUCAGUGUGGUGUCAGGAAAACAACCUCUCACUCAACGUCAACAAAAUGAUCGUGGACUUCAGGAAACAGCAGAGGGAGCACGCCCCCAUCCACAUCGAUGGGACUGCAGUGGAGAAGGUGCAAAGCUUCAAGUUCCACGGCGUACACAUCACUGACAAUCUGAAAAAGUCCACCCACACAGACAGUGUGGUGAAGAAGGCCUAAUAUCUUUAAACCUACUAUGGCCUAUUUAUUGCCUUACCUCCUCACGCCAUUUGCACACACUGUAUAUAGACAUUAUUUUUUCUAUUAACUCUGUGUUGUGUUUUGUGUCGCACUGCUUCGCUUUCUCUUGGCCAGGUCUCAGUUGUAAAUGAGAACUCGUUCUCAGCUAGCCUACCUGGUUAAAUGUUAAAACUGAAAUACAUUUAAAAAAACAAUCCCUGCAGCGGUUUCGUUCACCAAUCCGUCUGUUGUCAGGUGGUAAAUGACUAAGUAAGUAUUGGUGCUGUUUGAAGCCUUUCAUCUGGGCUGUUUAGAAAUGUGAAUGAACAUAUAAACCCACACAGAUGAAGUCCAAGGAACAGGUGAGACCGGUUCAGGUGUACACAGGUGCUGUACCUCCCUCUUCUUCCCUGGCGACAUGCAGCGCUCCACACUCCAUUACAUUUAAACCAUAUUCCAAUAGAAUUGCUGUUCUUUUUCAAAUUUGCUGCCUUCGUACUUCAAUUAACUUAGAGUUUAGAAUUGAACCAGCAACAUGAUUCAGUGUUUUUAAAAACAUUCAUAUUUGUAGUUUAAGAACAUAUAACAAAGCUAUAUGUCCAUGACUGCAGAUAUGUAAGACACUCCUUCCUGUUAACCCUUUAUAACAACAGUGAACAGUUCUUUCCUCAUCUCUGGACUGUGUAAAUAUGAUGUAUGUGGAACCUGUUUUACAGCAUGGCUGGAAUGCAGACAGAUAGUGAAGAGAAGAGAGAUGCUGUAGCUGUGUACCAAAUGCUACCCUAUUCCCUAUAUAGUGCACUACUUUCGACCAAGGCUCUGGAUGGAGUGCACUAUGUAGGGAAUAGGGUGCCAUUUGGUAUGUAGAUACAGGGCGUAUCAUCCAGCACAGUCAAAUCAAGUACAAUAUUAUUUGACACAUGCUUUGUAAUCAACAGGUGUAGAGCAACAGGUGUAGAGCAACAGGUGUAGAGCAACAGGUGUAGAGCAACAGGUGUAGAGCAACAGGUGUAGAGCAACAGGUGUAGAGCAACAGGUGUAGAGCAACAGGUGUAGAGCAACAGUGAAGAUACGGAACGUUCCCAAAAAUGCAGAGCGAAAAAUAGUCUAAAAAAAUGACAAAAAGAUGAAAUACACAGUGAACCAGUACCGAGUCGAUGCGCAGUUUGGUUGAUCAGUUUGGAUGAUCAGUUUGGAUGAUCAGUUUGGUUGAUCAGUUUGGAUGAUCAGUUUGGAUGAUCAGUUUGGUUGAUCAGUUUGGUUGAUGAGUUUGGUUGAUCAGUUUGGUUAAUUGCCAUGUGGAAUGUAGAUACCGGGUGUGGCAUCCAGCUCAAUCAAAUCAGAUUGUAUUUGUCACAUGCUUCACAAACAACAAUGCAGAGAGAAAUGGUUUAGUAGAAAAAUUGAAAAAUAAUAACACAAGGAAUAAAUACACAAUGAUAACGUGGCUAUUUACACGGGGUACCAGUACUGAGUCCAUGUGCAGGUAUCAUGGUGAUCAUGUGACCACAUACACAAUGAUAACGUGGCUAUUUACACGGGGUACCAGUACUGAGUCCAUGUGCAGGUAUCAUGGUGAUCAUGUGACCACAUACACAAUGAUAACGUGGCUAUUUACACGGGGUACCAGUACUGAGUCCAUGUGCAGGUAUCAUGGUGAUCAUGUGACCACAUACACAAUGAUAACGUGGCUAUUUACACGGGGUACCAGUACUGAGUCCAUGUGCAGGUAUCAUGGUGAUCAUGUGAUCACAUACACAAUGAUAACGUGGCUAUUUACACGGGGUACCAGUACUGAGUCCAUGUGCAGGUAUCAUGGUGAUCAUGUGACCACAUACACAAUGAUAACGUGGCUAUUUACACAGGGUACCAGUACUGAGUCCAUGUGCAGGUAUCAUGGUGAUCAUGUGACCACAUACACAAUGAUAACGUGGCUAUUUACACGGGGUACCAGUACUGAGUCCAUGUGCAGGUAUCAUGGUGAUCAUGUGACCACAUACACAAUGAUAACGUGGCUAUUUACACAGGGUACCAGUACUGAGUCCAUGUGCAGGUAUCAUGGUGAUCAUGUGACCACAUACACAAUGAUAACGUGGCUAUUUACACGGGGUACCAGUACUGAGUCCAUGUGCAGGUAUCAUGGUGAUCAUGUGACCACAUACACAAUGAUAACGUGGCUAUUUACACAGGGUACCAGUACUGAGUCCAUGUGCAGGUAUCAUGGUGAUCAUGUGACCACAUACACAAUGAUAACGUGGCUAUUUACACGGGGUACCAGUACUGAGUCCAUGUGCAGGUAUCAUGGUGAUCAUGUGAUCACAUACACAAUGAUAACGUGGCUAUUUACACGGGGUACCAGUACUGAGUCCAUGUGCAGGUAUCAUGGUGAUCAUGUGACCACAUACACAAUGAUAACGUGGCUAUUUACACGGGGUACCAGUACUGAGUCCAUGUGCAGGUAUCAUGGUGAUCAUGUGACCACAUACACAAUGAUAACGUGGCUAUUUACACGGGGUACCAGUACUGAGUCCAUGUGCAGGUAUCAUGGUGAUCAUGUGACCACAUACACAAUGAUAACGUGGCUAUUUACACAGGGUACCAGUACUGAGUCCAUGUGCAGGUAUCAUGGUGAUCAUGUGACCACAUACACAAUGAUAACGUGGCUAUUUACACGGGGUACCAGUACUGAGUCCAUGUGCAGGUAUCAUGGUGAUCAUGUGACCACAUACACAAUGAUAACGUGGCUAUUUACACGGGGUACCAGUACUGAGUCCAUGUGCAGGUAUCAUGGUGAUCAUGUGACCACAUACACACUGUGUGCCUUUGGGUUCAGUUUGGUUCAUCAGUAAAAAGGUAAAACCAAGAACUGCUCUGUCUGUUACUCCCCUGUCUGUUAUUCCCCUGUCUGUUACUCCCCUGUCUGUUAUUCCCCUGUCUGUUACUCCCUGUCUG